UGGAUCAGGCUGUUAUGCGGUUUCAUGAGGUCCAUGACAUGUAUCAUAAAACAUUCGAAGAUGAUGAUGACCUAGAUGCUUCUAAAGGCUAUUUAACAUCAGUCCUGCGGGAUGUGCAAGACUUACAGCACACAGUGGUAAGCUGGUUUGAAGACUUUAAGCAAUCAAUGGAAUCUCAUGAUGCAUCAAACUUCCAAGAGGAACAGCAAAUGCUUGAUGAUGCUGUUAAACCGCAAAUGUCUCCUGUAGACCAACUAUCUACCCAGUUUCAAGAGCUACAGAAUCUAAGACAGAAAGAAAAUGAAGAGUUCUCUGUGCUUUUAGCUCAACAAGAAGAACGUCUGCGUGCACAGUUUAAACUACAACUUCAGCAAGCUGAACUUGAAAUGGAUGGACUAAAAGGCUUACUGAAACUCAAAGAUGCUGAGAUGGAAGAAAAUAGACGAAAGGCUGAGUUAACGACAAUAAACAAAGAUUUCUCAACUCCUGUCUCAGGUAACCCAUCCUUUAACUUUCAUCCAUCAUUCUCAGCAGUAAACGAUAAUUCUUUAUGUCAACUACUGGAGCUGUCAAGGCAACAGUAUCAGUCACACAUUGAUUCCAUGCACUUACCACCUGUUGACAUAAUCAAAUUCGAUGGUGAACCCUUAAAGUACUGGCAGUUCAUCAGAUUGUUUUCCUCAGUGAUUGACAAAGAGACAGUGCCAGAUCAAGAAAAACUCACUCGUCUGCAUCAGUACACUGUCGGUCAAGCUAGAGAUGCUAUCUCGCACUGUUUGUACAAUCCUGAUUCUAGCCUGGGCUAUGCAGAAGCCAUGACUAUUCUGAAAAGACGUUUUGGCAAUCCAUAUGCAAUAUCACAAGCAUGGGUCGACAAGGUGCUCAAUCACAAAGAGGUUAAAGACAACAAGCAGUUGCAAAGCUUUGCAGACAUUUUGCGUAGCUGCCGAGAUACUCUAAAAGCAAUGAAGUGUGAGGAUGAGCUCAAUGGUGGACGCACUUUGCUACAGAUUGUAGAAAAGCUGCCUGAAGACAUAAAAAAAAGAUGGCUCACAAUAAAUUAUGAGAUAAUCAAAUCUGGACGUUUACCAAAGUUGGACGAUGUAGUCAGUCUUGUUGAAUCUGAAGCCACUAAGAGAGCUGAUCCUAUCUUUGGGAAUCUUCUUACACCUGCCAGUCGAAAUUCUCCCACGAGUUACAAAUCAAAUGCUAAGUCAAGCUUCAAUAAGAAAAGGCAGACAUUUGCAACCGUGUCAGUUACUAAUGAAUCCACCAUAUCAUCUACACCAAAGAUAACUUCAAGAUUUAAAUGUCCAAAGUGCGCUGACGGACAUUUCCUGAACCAGUGUCAAGCUUUCAGAGCUUUGUCUGUUCAAGAACGUUUGGCCUUUGUUCAGCGAAAGCAACUCUGCCUGAACUGCUUUAUGAAGGGUCAUCGGAGCACAAUCUGUUCUCGCAGCUGGGUAUGCAAAGUGCCUGGAUGUGGGAAAAAACACAACAGUUGGCUACACUCUGCCAUCGUAGCUUCUGACAACGACAAAAGCCAAUCUACUAAUCAAGCUACGGAAGAUGAACCAGCUGUUGACCCGCCACAAGCCAUUCAAGCACAUGCUACCAGAAAAUGCAGUGAAGUCAGUCAAAAGAAGAUUGCUCUUCCCAUUUUGCCUGUAGUAGUUUCAGACAGACAUAAACGAUUCUCUAUGAAUGUCUUUGCUUUGCUUGAUAGUGGCUCAAAUGGGACCUUCGUGUCUAAGAAGCUAGUUAAUGCUCUUAAACUGGAAUCACGCAAAAUGAACAUAAAGCUGAACACUAUGGAGACCAAAAACCUCAAUGUAGUCACCUUAGCAGUGGAUCUACGAGUUGAAGAUGCUCAACAAAGGAACUCUUUCCUGAUGAAAGGAGUGCUCUGUCGAGAUCACUUGAACAUAAGUCUCGACAGCCCAGUCACACAGCAGGAGCUGUUUAAGUGGCCGCAUCUGCGGGAAAUUGCGGAUGAAAUCAGUCUACCUGAUGCUGAUUUAGCUGAUGAGGUUCACCUGCUAAUAGGUCUAGAUCAACCAGACAUACUUGCUCCUCGUGACACAUGCUGUGGUGAGUCUGGCGAACCAUAUGCAAUUCUUACUGGCUUGGGAUGGACACUCCAUGGACCAGUAGCUGAUGGCUCUACAUCUGUUUCUGCCAAUUUUAUUCGAACUGACCAUUCUCUACAACAAGCAGUUGAAAGAUUUUGGAAAUUGGAUGAUCCAGUCCAUGUGAACCAUGAUUCGCAGUCAGUAGUUGAUGAGCAGGUUGUGGCCCUAUGGAACAAACAAGCAGUCAAAGAGGAAGGUCAUUACACACUUCCUAUCCCGUUCAAAGAACAUCCACCACAACUGCCCAAUAACUACACGAUGGCCAAGCAUCGAUUAGACCUUCUAGGAAAGAGGCUAAAAAAGGACCCAACUUUGCUUCAGAAGUAUAAAGAGGGUAUUGGAGACUCUUUGCGCAAAAAAUAUGCAGAAGAAGUCGUCGAUAUUAACAGAAAAGAUGGCUGCGUGUGGUACCUGCCACAUCAUCCAGUGCUACAUCCACAUAAGCCAGAGAAAGUUCGUAUUGUCUUUGAUUGUGCAGCACGUUACCAGGGUACUUCAUUAAAUGACCAUAUUCAUCAAGGCCCAGACUUUACCAAUAAGCUGCUAGGAGUCCUUCUCAAGUUCAGACAAGAACCCAUUGCCUUGAAUGCGGACAUUGAAAGCAUGUUCUAUCAGGUUCGGGUGCCAUCUGAGGAAAGAGAUGUGCUUCGCUUCCUGUGGUGGGAAGAUAACGACCCGAACAAACCACCUAAGCAUUAUCGUAUGACAGCUCAUCUGUUUGGAGGUGUCUGGAGUCCUAGUGCUGCCAAUUAUGCCUUGCAACGAGUGGCGGAGGACAAUCAUGGAAACUUCUCUGAUGACACAGUGGAAACGGUUAAGCGAAAUUUCUAUGUUGACGAUUGCCUUAAGUCAGUACCAACAGAGGAGGCUGCCAUUAAACUCGCUUCCGAACUCCGGGAACUGCUCACCUGCGGAGGCUUUAGGUUAACCAAGUGGUUAAGCAAUUCUAAGGAAGUGAUGAAGUCAAUACCAGCUGAUGACUGGGCAAAAUCAUUACAUGAGGUAAACCUUGACCAAGAGGAUUUGCCAUUUGAACGAACACUGGGCGUCCUUUGGGAUGUAGAACGAGAUUGCUUCACAUUCGAUGUCAAGUCAGUGGACAAGCCUCUAACAAAGAGAGGAGUAUUGAGCACUACCAGUUCCAUCUAUGAUCCUUUAGGAUUCGCAAGCCCUUUCGUGCUUAAAGCUAAAGCAAUCUUUCAAGAGUUGUGCCGUAUGAAAGUUGAGUGGGAUGAGGAGUUACCAGUGAACAUAGCAGCACAAUGGCACAGAUGGUUGAACGACUUGCCUCUGUUGUCAGCACUGACAAUUCCAAGAUGCCUUAGACCGACAUCUACAAGUUGUUUGUUAUCAGCCCAGCUCCAUCACUUUUCUGAUGCUUCAGAACUGGCUUACGGUGCUGUUUCAUACAUCAGGAUUGGUGACACCUGCAGGCUGGUGAUGUCAAAGGCCAGACUUGCUCCAAUCAAGCCAGUAAGCAUACCACGACUGGAGCUACUAGCAGCCGUUGUUGCUACGGAGCUGGAUCAGCAUAUCAAGCAACACUUAGAGAUCCCAAUUGAAAGGACUUUCUUUUGGACGGACAGUACUAUUGUACUUCAGUACAUCAAAAACAAGCAUUGUCGUUUCCAGACAUUUGUCGCCAACCGUAUAUCAAAAAUACAUGAACGCUCAGAAUCAUGCCAGUGGAGACAUAUUGAUUCUGCCUCUAACCCUGCGGAUGACGUCUCUAGAGGAAUGACUAUGAGAGAGAUUUUGGCAAGUGAACGAUGGAAAUCUGGUCCACACUUUCUUAGAUACGAUGAGGAACAUUGGCCUGCUCAACCUAUUAUAAAUGACUUGCCGGAUGAAGCAGAGAUCAAACGAGGCAAAGAAGUCUAUGCAGCUAGCAUAACACCAAACCAAGCAAUGAAAAAUGCAGUAGACAGACUACUGGAACGAUACUCCAGUUGGCAUCGUUUGAAAAGAGCUACUGCUAUCUUGUUGCGUCUCAAGGCUUUGUUACGCAAGAAACUAAGUGUUCAUCUUUCUGACCCCAUCACUGUUGGUGAGCUCCAGCAAGCAGAGUUAGCCAUUCUCAAUUACGUACAAGCUGCAACUUUCAGAUCUACUGAAGCCAAGCCUAGUUCUCUUCUCAAACUUAAACCCUUUAAAGAUGAAACUGAUCAACUCCUUCGUGUCGGAGGCAGACUAAUGAAUGCCCCAAUUCCUUACGAGGCUAAACAUCCAGUGAUCCUACCUAACAAUCAUCACGUCACCCAGCUAAUUAUUCGUCACUAUCAUCUUCGCUUGGGUCAUGCAGGGCCAGAACGAGUUCUUACAGAAAUUCGUCAACGUUUCUGGAUUCUAAAGGGACGUGCUGUCAUUACACAAACUCUGAAGUCAUGCCUACAGUGUCGCAAGUUAAGAGCUAAGCCACAAGCCCAGCAAAUGGCAAACUUACCUGACUCUAGAGUGACACCGUGUGAGCCUCCAUUCACUCGAGUGGGCAUAGACUACUUCGGGCCAUUCUUGAUUAAGAAGGCACGCAGUGAACAAAAGAGGUAUGGAUGUUUGUUUACAUGUCUCACUACGAGAGCUAUUCAUCUCGAAGUCGCUCACACCCUAGAUACUGAUUCCUUUAUCAACGCACUACAGCGAUUCAUUGCCAGGAGAGGUUCCCCUUCUGAAAUACGGUCAGAUAACGGGACUAAUUUCGUUGGUGGAUUAAGAGAGUUACGGAAAGCCAUCAGUGAAUGGAAUCAACAAAAGAUUUCUGAUUACCUGCUGCAGAACAAUGUAAAAUGGAUCUUCAAUCCACCUGCUGCCUCCCACAUGGGUGGUGUUUGGGAGCGACAAAUUCGCACUGUUCGUUCCAUUCUAAACACUGUCCUAUUGCAGCAGGCACCAGAUGACGAGGGUCUGACAACACUGUUUUGUUGCGUUGAGGCUAUUGUCAAUGGUAGACCAAUCACUAAACUCUCAGAUGACCCAUCAGAUCCUCUACCACUAACCCCAAAUCAUCUGUUGUUACUCCGUUCGGGUCCAACUCUACCUCCAGGAGCUUUCGUAAAACAAGAUGUUUACCGACGCAGAUGGCGCCAGGUCCAGUAUCUGGCAGAUAUAUUCUGGUCGAGAUGGAUUAAAGAAUAUUUGCCUGCACUGCAGCAGCGCCAAAAAUGGCUACAACCAAAGCGUAAUCUUCAAGUAGGAGAUCUUGUGAUCAUUCUGCAUGAAAAUACACCACGCAAUCACUGGCCACUAGGUCUGAUUACUCAAGUUUACCCUGGUACAGAUGGACUUGUGCGUACUGUGGAAGUGAAAACACAGGCAGGAGUCUUCAGCCGUCCUGUGGAUAAAAUCUGCCUCCUAGAAGCCAGUUUUAUCAGUUGAACUAGUUUAGUUGAGGCAUCACCUUUACUUUCUUUGAAUGACCUGUUUGGGUCAUUGGGGGCCGGGAUGUUAGGUGCUGCCCCUUUAAGAACGUUGUUUCAGUGGCUCAUGUGAUAGCUGCCGGAAAGGGCAGAGGCAGUUGAAAAAGAGACAGACAGAAAAGCAUGUUGUUCUCAUGUUGAAGCUUGUUGAACUUCUAUAAUGAUUGCAGAUUUAAACUAUAAUUUGAACUGUAUAUUCCCAGCGUGGUGAGUAAUUCUUGUGCUGUUUAAGUAAUCUGAGGUUUCUAGAGUUAUCUCUAUGUAGAUCGAUAUUUGCGAUUAGCGCCAUAGCGCCUAAAGGGUUAAUAUCAUAUACUGUUUGCUGUUUAUGUAGACAUAUGUUGUUUAUCAUGUUAUUUGUUGAAAUAUUCAUGCAAUAUGUUGCAUUUAGUUUGUAAACAAAGUUGAAUGCAAGUCUGUGACACGAGAGAUUGUUCCAGAAAUUCAUAUUGCAUCACAUGUGAUAAUGUUUAAUUUAAUGUGAUAUGUGGAACAUUGCUAAAUAGUAAUUGUGAACUGUUUUGUGUUUACAGUUUGACCGCACUUGUAUGCAUGUACAAACAUGAGAAAUUUCUAAACUACAAGUAAACAACAACAACCAAUCAACAAAUGUGUACGGUGUGAGUUCUGCACUAGUGGAAUAAAUAACAAAAUCAAGUUCCAAGUUAAUGUUAUCAUUUCACGG
Messenger RNA from Carassius gibelio (silver crucian carp), 6230 nucleotides. RefSeq lists its product as uncharacterized. Lineage: Eukaryota; Metazoa; Chordata; Actinopteri; Cypriniformes; Cyprinidae. Gene Ontology annotation, biological process: DNA integration. Gene Ontology annotation, molecular function: nucleic acid binding. The transcript has a single exon. The coding region runs from base 15 to 5504 and encodes 1829 amino acids. The record is from RefSeq and is a predicted model, not a curated record.